This is a messenger RNA of Ascochyta rabiei, 3447 nucleotides long. RefSeq names its product Nicotinamide-nucleotide adenylyltransferase. The coding region runs from base 1 to 3447 and encodes 1148 amino acids. The record is from RefSeq and is a predicted model, not a curated record. Lineage: Eukaryota; Fungi; Ascomycota; Dothideomycetes; Pleosporales; Didymellaceae. The transcript has 2 exons.
AUGGCAUCGAAGCUAUGUUGCAUGGCUGAACAGGAGGGGAGAUCGGACUCACCAGAGCUACCAAACGCUCGUCUGGGCGGCGCAACUCCCGCAAAGCGACCGCUGCUACCAAAACAAACUGGAUCGCCCAAUUCUCGCUUCACAAGCGUUCGGUCUGACGAGCUUCACGAGCUUCACCAGAUCUUCGAUCAUGCUCAGGAUGACGAGGCUUCUCCUAUCCGCACGCCUCGCACACGCUUCAGUCGUGCUUCCAUCUACAGUCUGCACAGUUUGCACAAGAUGACGAGCAUGCGUUCUUUGAUUAAGCGCAAAUUCUCAAGAGAUCUGGUGAGAAAGGACUCUGGACUAAAGAUUCAUAUCGAGGCAACGCAAAAGGUCACAACCGGGGAGCAGGACACUAUUGUUAGAACAUCGAAAGACGAGGCUAAGCAGCAGCUGAAGAUCACAAAAGACGACCUGCGCAAGGACCUGCUGAGUGACAAAAAGCCUGAUGAGGGUGGGUACGACUCUGAUGCUGAGAUGCUGGACGACUUUGCAAGGAACCUCGGCAAGAAGACCCCCAGCAAGAGAGCGAGCAUUCACAGCGUGAAUUGGUCGCCUUCCAUUGGCAGCAAAGCAACGCCGGUGUCAUCUACGAAGAGUCGCACCAUGAGUGCCUGCAACCACGAUCUACAGCCUUACCAGAUUCAAAAACCUCCAGCUGUCUCACUGGCUACCCGCGUCAGUCAUGUUUUCAGCACACCGAACCUUCGGGUCGAUGUCUCAGACCAGAGAAACCUUGCGUUCAGACGCUCCCAGUCUGCUACGUCAACGGUUCGUCCUGAAAUAUCACCACCGUCGCCAUUGAGACUUCCCAGUCUCACCAGCAACGACCCAAACGGGGUGCCUUGGGCUCAAGCAAUUAACGAAAGUCUUCGCCUAUCGCAAAUUCUAGCACCACCACGUCAGGUCAUUCCACAAAGCUCACAGACACUGCUACCUCUCGAUCAGGCUGUGACAAUAGCACAAGAUACAAGCCAAGAGUCCGGAUCUGACAAGAGUGCCUCUUCCCGAACAGCUUUGGGCGGAUCACCCGGAGCAACUGUUCGAUCGGUCGAAAUUCGCGUACAGCAACCAACUUCUGUCGCUAGUCCGCGUCCUCCUGCUUCCAUCCGAGGCGCCUUUCAAGAUAACUCGGCGUUCUCAAAGGAUGAAGUAGCCCACGAAGACGAGGUCGAUGAGGAGGACAACCCGCGCCAGUCGGUACAUCUCUACAGUAUGCGUAUCUCCCACCACCUACGCUCGGGCUCUUUGCUAUCCUGGGAGCAGCCUGCCGAUGCUCCGGAGCUCCCUGCUCCUACACAGCUCUUCCAUGACCGAACUGUUACAGAUCAGGUCAGACUCUCUCGUCCGAGCAUGCAGCUAGCUCGACAUGAACGACAAACAUCCAGCUCAGGGUUUGCUAGCUCGAAGGUGCCUCCAAGGUGGGGUAAGGUCUUGCCUACAGAUCACGAUAUACGGGGCGAUAUGGCAUCUUCCAUCUACUCGAGUAGACCACAGAGCCCUCCUGACAGUCUUGUUGCAUCUUUGACCAGCCUGGGAAGGACGUGCACAGGUCACGAUAACUUUAGCAAUACACCGAUCCGUUCUCCACAGGCCAGACGAUCCAAUUCCUUUCCUACUGAUAAUGAAAACACUCCUCGAGCGGUGCCGUUAUACGGCUCUUCGAACCUCAGAGCUGUACAGGGGGUACCCAUGACCAGCUCAUUGCUUGUUACGCCGGUUCCGCUAGCACGUAAGAACAGCGUUGCUGAUACUAAGAAAUCGAAGUUUCGCGAAGAGUUCAGCCCCUCUCCUCCACGAAAGAAGGCAACCCCGUCAGAGUCGAUUAUGAGGUUUUUGAAUCCGAAACGCCUCAGCGCACGAAGUCAAAGCGAAGCAUCUCUAAAGUCUGAGUCUCCGAUCCGGACUGGUGAUGGUGCAGUCGACACCCUGGAGGUUCCUACCAAUCGGGAACGGCGACAAUCGCAAUCUAUGAUGAGUCUUCAGACUGAAAAAGACGCCCUGGGGAAAGGCAAGGGGGCUGAUCACGUCUGGAACCAAGCUCUGAAAGCUCACCAGGAAGAGAAGGCAAGCUUGUUUCUACCGAAGAACCGCGAUCUUGCCACAUACGCCAGUCCUUUUCGAGAACGCAGUGGAAGCACGGUGACUCGCCACAGCGCCAACGAAGUUAGCACAUCGUUGACACGGGAGGCUCCAAACGCAUCUGGAAGCUUAUUCGUUCCAUCAUACGCCCCUUCAUUCGCGCUACAAGCUCAUGGGCUCGAAGAAUUCGCCAGUUCACGAGUCGUAUCGAGACGCAGUGCUAUGGCGAGUGCGGAGGACAAGGCUCUUGACCGAGCGAUUUCGAUUGCGUUCGAGAAACAAGGUGAUAGCCCUGAUGUUGUCGGAGCUUGGGGCCGCUAUCCAUCGCAUACUCGUGAUGAGCGGACUAACUCCGCUAGCAAGGCAGAUCGAGUGGAAAGUCGAGAUUUUGCGCUCGAGGCGGCCAUUGAAUUCGCCUCCGCUCAAGACAUGGAUGACAAUCUCAUUGAUCCUACAGAACGCGUGCCAUCCAUGCCACUCAUGCCGGGCGAAAGAAAGAGGAAGAAGAAGGUUGGCAGUAGUCGUAUGGCAAAAAGCAACUCCAUGACUUUUGGCAAAACGUUCCUGAAGAACUACUCGAAAAUUUUCAAGAGCUCAUCUACCGAGUUCAGAAAGCAUGGACGCAACCACCGCAGCUCCAUUGCAGCUGGUGGUGUGCUGGAAUUUCCGGAGCUCGAGAUUCUCCCAGAAGUAUGGAAACAAGGUUCCUCCCUCGAUGGCAGCGGCGAUCGAGGGCACCGACGUGAAGAGUCUAUGGUACGACGCCGUGCAAGUGAUAGCAAUGAGGCCGGUAAGUCGCAGACACACGAUUCGAUGGCCACUCUGCGACCUCGACGAAAUUCGUCGGCGCCGAACCUGAACGAGUUGGCCUCCCACGAUGGCGCUAAUGAAGACAAACACGCGGAGGACAACGCUCGCGUCUGGUCAGUAUACUACGACGAUUGUGUCCGAUCAUAUCCUUGUCCAAGCGCUGAGAUCGACUUUGGUCUUAAAGACUUUGGCAGGUCGGCUCGUAAUUCAUUUGACAGCAUCACGCCGUCCCAGUAUCCACAUACUAUGCCUGCACGCCUAGCGAGACAUUCACGCAACGCCAGUCGAGUAAGCCGCACCAGCAUAAUUAGUCGCGGAAGUGCACGACCUAGUUUCAAAUCGAUGGGCAAGGACGACGAGUUUGCGGAGAAGAGAAGCAUGGCUAGUGUACGACGCAGUACGAUGGACCUGAUCUCAAAGUUUAAAGAACAAGAGGUCACUGAGCGUGAGAGGGUGUUAUCCAUCACAAGAGCAGGAAGCUGCUACAAAAGUGACGUCUGGGUGGCGUCAUAG